This is a messenger RNA of Amblyraja radiata (thorny skate), 1754 nucleotides long. It is a transcript of the gene th, whose product is annotated as tyrosine hydroxylase. The coding region runs from base 112 to 1584 and encodes 490 amino acids. Gene Ontology annotation, cellular component: axon; perikaryon; cytoplasm. Gene Ontology annotation, biological process: dopamine biosynthetic process from tyrosine. The transcript has 13 exons. Lineage: Eukaryota; Metazoa; Chordata; Chondrichthyes; Rajiformes; Rajidae. Gene Ontology annotation, molecular function: tyrosine 3-monooxygenase activity; iron ion binding. The record is from RefSeq and is a predicted model, not a curated record.
AUAAGUAAAUGAGAAGACCUGACGUAAGGAGGAAGAUGGAGCUCGCUUAUAAAUAGGAGCGGCGGGAGGACGAGCUGGCUGGCAAGUGGCAGAAACUUGCAGGGCGCCUCGAUGAUGCCCACGUCGAACCCCUCGUCCGCCAGAGGCUUCCGCAGGGCGGUCUCUGAACUGGACUCCAAGCAAGCCGAAGCCGUGACGUCUCCCCACUUCAUCGGACGCAGGCAGUCACUGAUCGAAGAUGCGCGGAAGGAGCGGGAAGCAGCCGCCGCUGCCGCUGAGUCAGCGGAUUCUGGGGACCAGCUGGUGUUCGAGGAGAAGGAUGGCAGAGCUAUGGUUAACCUGUUCUUCACUCUCCGCUGCAGCAAGGGAUCUGCUCUCUCCCGCACGCUCAAAGUGUUCGAGACCUUUGAAGCCAAGAUUCACCACAUUGAAACAAGGCCAUCCAAGAAAUCUAAAUAUAACCCGGAGAUACUCGAAUUCUUCACCCGCUGUGAAACAAACAGCUCAGACAUCAGCACCUUGGUCAGUUCCUUGAAAAGAGUUGCUGAAGAAGUGAAAACAACAAAAGAAGAGAAAUAUCAUUGGUUUCCAAAAAAGCUAUCAGAUUUAGACAGAUGCCAUCAAUUGGUUUCCAAAUAUGACCCAGACUUGGAUUUCGAUCACCCGGGUUACUCUGACGUUAAGUACAGGGAGCGACGGAAGCAGAUUGCAGAAGUUGCUAUAAACUAUAAAUAUGACAAUCUAAUCCCCAGAAUAGAAUACACCACAGAGGAAAUUGCAACUUGGAGAGAAGUGUACACAAACCUGAAGACUCUGUAUCCAACACAUGCUUGUUCAGAACAUCUAGAGGCUUUCAGGCUACUGGAGAAGCAAUGCUUCUACACUGAGGAUAAUAUCCCUCAACUUGAGGACGUUUCCUGCUUCUUGAAAGAACACUCGGGGUUUCAGCUGUGGCCCGUGGCUGGCCUUCUCUCCGCCCGAGACUUCUUAGCAAGCCUUGCGUUCCGAAUCUUCCAGUGCACGCAAUACGUCAGGCACGCCUCCUCGCCAAUGCACACUCCUGAGCCGGACUGUUGUCAUGAGCUACUGGGACAUGUGCCGAUCCUGGCUGACAAGAUAUUUGCACAAUUCUCUCAGAACAUUGGCCUUGCCUCGCUGGGAGCCACGGAAGAGGAAAUUGAAAAGCUUUCCACGCUUUACUGGUUCACUGUGGAGUUUGGACUGUGCAAGCAAAAUGGAGAAGUUAGAGCGUAUGGAGCUGGUCUACUCUCGUCCUACGGUGAACUAAUUCAUGCCCUCUCCAAUGAACCUGAGCUACGGGAGUUCGACCCUGUGGGUGCAUCAAUCCAGCCCUAUCAAGAUCAGACGUACCAGCCGGUGUAUUUUGUAUCUGAAAGUUUCAAUGACGCUAAAGACAAACUGAGAAAAUACGCUGCUAAUAUUAAGCGUCCGUUUUCUGUGAAAUACGACCCAUUUACCAAGACAAUGGAAGUAUUGGACAAUCCACAGAAAAUUAAGAAGUCAUUGGACGGUCUGAAGGAUGAACUGAAGAUGCUGGCUGAUGCAUUGGAUAUGUUAUCCUAACUUUCUGUAUGACACCCAUUAUAGAAUGCAGUUGUGCUUCUUUCUAUACCACUGUUGCAUUGUCAGCUUCAUUUGUGAGUCAGGGUUCUUAGCUCUCAUUUUAGCCUAACACUGUAUGCUGUUAUACUAAUAUAUAGAUAAAGCAAAUGGAGGGUUUGCUUCACUGUCAA